AUGCUGCUUUUCGAUCCUAAAAAAGAGAUGCCACCUUUUUUUUACCAACGUUUUGAACAGCAACAAUUCAUGAAGAGAGAAAAUAAGGAACUCAAAUUUGUCUUCGACCGUGUUUACGGUGAAAAUUCAACUAAUAAGGAUGUUUUUGAAACUACAAGUAAAGAAAUACUUGCCUCUAUAAUGAGUGGAUAUAAUUCCACUAUAUUUGUUUAUGGUGCAACGGGGGCAGGGAAAACUUUUACCAUGUUCGGAAACGAUGAGCAACCUGGAGUUAUUCGCUUAAGUAUGGAGAAACUAUUUUAUGCUUUUAAUGUCCAUGAAGAAAAAACAAAAUUUGAUAUUGGAAUGUCUUAUUUAGAAGUCUAUGAAGAAAAUGUGUAUGACUUGUUAAAACCGUCAAAGACUCCACUACAACUGCAGGAAGAUGCCAAAUACGGAGUCAAAGUCGCAGGGCUAACUAUACACAUUGUUAAAUCUGUUGGAGAUAUUUUAAACAUGCUAGACAAUGGCAACAAAAAUAGAACACAGCAUCCCACUGAUGCAAAUGCCAAUAGUUCCAGAAGUCACGCUGUUUUUCAGGUGUAUAUAAAAAUGAUGUAUAAAACCAGCGGUCAACUACGCAGGGUGAAGUUAUCGUUCGUCGAUCUGGCAGGAAGUGAACGCGCCUCCGCUUCUGGAUGUAGCGGUGACCGGUUCAAAGAAGCGGCUAAUAUAAACAAGAGUUUACUGUCUCUUGGAAAUUGUAUAAAUAAAUUGGCAAAUGGUAGCCGCUAUAUUCCCUACAGAGACUCAAAACUAACUCGUCUUUUAAAAGAUAGCCUCAGUGGCAACUGCAAGACCGUUAUGAUUGCAAAUAUAUCACCAUCAUAUGCAAGCUACGAGGACACAUACAACACACUAAAGUAUGCAGCUCGGGCAAGCAAAAUACAACUGAAUGUGAAAAAAAACAUAGUUGAUGGUGAUUUAAGACCACCUCAGAGCGUAUCGAUUAAUGAAGAACUAAGGAAGAAGGUUAUAGAAUUGGAAGCAAAGUUAUCAUUAUCCAAUGUUAAGCCUAUAGUAAAAGAAGAUAAUGAAAAUAUUAAACUUGAGUGGCAACGGCGCAUAUCUGAAGCGUACGCGGUACAAAGUAUCCUGGAAAAAGAACUACUGGAGCUGAUGACGAGGCAGCGAGUGUUAGCCUUCCGUCACCGCUUGCAUACGCGUGCAUUCAGUCACAUUGCCGAUUUGGCUCGUAGUUCAUCCUCUGAAGCUCUAGAACAGGUUGAUACGGAAGAUAUUUCAUGCCAAGAAAGAGCGGCAGAGAACUAUGCUGCAAAAUCUGUGAAGUUGGAUACUAAAAUCAAAUUCUCAUGGAUUAAAUGGCACGAAAGUCGACAGAAAAUGCAUGAUAUGUUCAAUCAGGCUCUUAGUGAAUGCCCUGAGCAGCGCGACUUCGUUGAAAAAGUAAAAUUACAAAGCGAAAUGAGAAUUGUCAGAGCUCGUAAUAACCUUGGACACCAAUUAUUGUAUAUGUUGAAUGAGAAAGUAAAUACCCUCACAGAGCAUGUGAGCGAUAUGUCUGGUAUGCUAAAGAAACUAUAUUCGACGCUUAAAGGAUACGACAAAGCAACUCCUGCGUUAGAAGCGGAGUAUUUCGAAAUAAUGAAAAAGGCUAAAUCGGCCGAAGGUAAAACUUGCUCAGACGAAGACAGUGAGAGCGAUUUCAAAUUAUUUUCAACUUUAGAUCUCGAAAAACUUAUGACAACCUCUGACUUCAAUAUAGCUUUAAAGAAAUAUGCUAACACGACUAUCGACAUUGCGACUGACAGUGAAGACAUCGAGAACCCCGAUCCCUCACAGUCUCUGGCCAGAAAACGUAAAGGAACACCGAUAAAACUUGCAAAUAACGAGAUAAUAAUAAUCAACGAUUCGCCAGAAUUGUUAGACACAACCAUAAAUUCGAAAUCUGCGAUUAUGAAGCCUGAUGUAAACCUGCCAGUAAAGAAAAAACUCCUGUCGAAGAGUAGAGAGACAUAUACAAUACAGAGGAACUUGAAUCUUCUUAAUGAUAAAGCGGCUAAAAUCGUCAAGCCUGUAGUGGAUCUAGGCGUACCGUUGCUCCGCGUUCCUCCAACCAUGAAAGGAAACCGACCAUUGCCAGGUUCGAGCUCUAGUCUAACGGCAUCUAGUGGCAUUCCACUGCAAAGGAACGGCAAGGCGGUGCGAGAGCGCGAUCAAUUUCGGAUGCACCCGUACUCCAGGCCAGUCGCCACUGCUUCCCGGAAACAAGGACAAACAAAAAGAACGGAAAGGUUUUGA
Messenger RNA from Parnassius apollo (apollo), 2301 nucleotides. NCBI's taxonomy places the organism in Eukaryota, Metazoa, Arthropoda, Insecta, Lepidoptera, Papilionidae. The record is from the annotation of a GenBank genome assembly.